AAAACUCCCCUCUGCAGCGGCAUCCCCAAACCCUAAAUUCCCUUGUCCCUCAAUUUAUCAUUCCAAUAGCAAAGACCCUAUCAAUCAUCUCGUAUCAUGGCGGCCGCUGUGCUCACCUCGGUUCAAGAUGUUCAGGACCAUGCCUUGACGAUGGCUUCAGGCGAAGAUAAGCUCCUGGGCAAGAUAUCAGAGAUCGAGAAAUCUCUAGCCGCGCUAUCCACGCAGCACAUCCAACUGGUCGAUUUGAAGAAAUCAAUAUGGGAGGAGCUUCACCUACUACGAGCCAGUAGGGCCCGCGCUCACAAGCAUGGGGCCGUUCAUCCUUACCCAAGUUUGCCCAUGUUUGAGCAUGCAUCAAUGACGGUAAAUCGGGGGGAACAUAGAUCUGUGUUUUUAGUGAUGACUUGCAAUGGGGAAAACACAGGUGCCCUGUAUGAAGUUAAAUUCAAAUACGGGGGAGAAGUUGGUGAUAUGGGCGGAGGAGCAACACUUGAACCUGUAGACAAGUUCAGCCGUUUUAAAACAGAGAUUUGGAAUAAAGUGGAAGUUGACACUCAUGAUUAUACUCCUUUCCGAGGGAGGGCCGUGGUUGUAGGCAAGACCAUCUACGCCAUGAAUCUGUUUGAGGUGGAUGAGAUUAUAGCAUUCUCCUUGAAGAUGAACAAACACGACGACGGUAGUAUUGCAUACUCACUAAUCAAGCUGUGUAAAUUGGAUGGCUUGAAGAUUGCAUCUCCGCCAUGUCCAUUUGAGGUGCUUAAGAAUGACUAUUUUGUGCAUUUGGGGAACCAUGACUUCUUUCAUGUUACGACGGGCAAUAAUUUUGAAUUUUACAAGGUUCAACAUCUUUGCAUCACCACGUUUCAAAUAUUUGUUCGAGAAGACGGAAGACAUAUGAUCGAGACCUUACAUUCAACAGUUCUUACAAUGGAUAUCGAGGCUUGUGGUCCGUUGAUGGUCACGUUUGGCUUCACACCAGAGUGUGAGGAUUAUGAACCCAUAGAAGGGGAGGGUGCAGCUAGCAUGGAGCAUCCAAAACAAGAAGACGAAACCACUAUGGAUGUGAAUUCUUUGAUGUGGGAGAGAAACCAAGGAGGAAAUAGCGCACAUGCAGCAUGAAAAGUCCUGAGGCAGCUUGAAAAAGCCAACCAGAAAAAACCUGACUGCAAACGGAAAAAGAAGAUGAAUAAAAAAAUAAGAAGCGGAUGGAAGGAGGGACAUGUAGUAGAAAACAACAUGUAAUGUAAGUAGUUGAGGAGCAGGGAAUCCGUCUUUGAUAAGAUAUUAUUGAGGUCUUUUACUGCCAUCUAGCCCCUUGGUGUUACAGGGUUAAAAUAUGUUAUUGAUUGUUAUCUUUAUCUGAUAGUUGAUAUGAUACAUUUGAUUUGAUCUCUCC
Messenger RNA from Prunus mume (Japanese apricot), 1396 nucleotides. NCBI's taxonomy places the organism in Eukaryota, Viridiplantae, Streptophyta, Magnoliopsida, Rosales, Rosaceae. The record is from RefSeq and is a predicted model, not a curated record.